Messenger RNA from Trichoderma breve, 798 nucleotides. Its product is annotated as pyridoxal-phosphate dependent enzyme domain-containing protein. The transcript has a single exon. The coding region runs from base 1 to 798 and encodes 265 amino acids. Gene Ontology annotation, molecular function: cysteine synthase activity. Gene Ontology annotation, cellular component: cytoplasm. NCBI's taxonomy places the organism in Eukaryota, Fungi, Ascomycota, Sordariomycetes, Hypocreales, Hypocreaceae. The record is from RefSeq and is a predicted model, not a curated record.
AUGAUUACUGCUGCCGAAAAGGAUGGCCGUCUUAAACCAGGCGGUGCUGUUGUUGAAUACACUGGUGGCAGCACAGGAGUUUCGCUGGCAUUGGUGUGCUCCGUCAAGAAAUACCCGCUUCAUCUGGUAACAUCGGAUGCCUUUGCGAAGGAGAAGCUUGAUCACAUGAGACUCCUCGGCGCCAACUUGACUAUUAUACCAAGUGAUAAUGGCAAGCAAACUGAGAAGCUGACCAAGGACAUGAUUCGGGAGGCAAAAUCUAUAGCCGCCAAAACGGGAGCCUUUAUCACUGCUCAGAUGGACAACACCGAUCAGCUAUCUGCGUAUACGAAACUCGCAGAUGAGAUUUAUGAACAAGCCGAGGGCCGCAUCGACGCCUUUGUGCAGAGCGUCGGAUCAGGAGCUGCUCUUCGAGGUACAUCAGAACGCCUCCGUCAGCUUGACAAUAACAUUCGCUUCGUCGCCGUUGAGCCAGCGGAAUCUGCUGUGCUAUCGGGCGGUCCGUCAGGAUCUCACAACAUUGAUGGUAUAGGAGCUGGAUAUGUUGUACCAUUAUGGUAUGAAGGUAUCGCAGAUGGAUUCCAGGGUGUAUCGACGGCAGAUGCAAGGGCCAUGGCAUUUAGGUUAUCUCGUGAAGAAGGGUUAUUCUGCGGGCUUUCAACGGGGGCUAACGUGACGGCCGCAUUGCGCGUAGCAGAAGGUCUCAAGCCUGGAUCUACUGUUGUGGCCAUUAUGUGCGAUUCAGGCAUGAAGUAUAUGUCGGGAUUCUCUCAGCAUCUGGAGCCUCUUCAGAAAUGA